AUGACCGACCAGGAAGAGGCCGAGGCAGAGGAGCAAGAGGAAGCCGACAUGGCCGAGGAAGGAAUGGAGCCACUCUGGGCGCUGGCAGUUCCAGCACUUUCAGCCGCGCGGCUGCUCUCGUGCGACGAGAUAUGGGAGUUUGUGCAGAAGGCCGUUCGCGCGAAGCAAUACCGGGGCGAUGAGGGCCAAACUUUCAAGCUCAACGGCAAGAUGCUCAAUGCCUCCCUCAAGGGUGCCGUGAUGCUGCCAACGGUGCCGACUCCCGAGCGUGCUCGCGGCCGCGACGGCCGCGAUUCGCCUGGGUUGCGGCCGGAGAUCGUAGCCCUGGACACCUUGGAGGCGGUGAGGCAACUGGCGCAGGAAGGCUUCUUGGACCCGGGCGUCCUGGUCUUCGCGAGCGACACGAAUCCGGGCGGGAGCCGCAAGGGAGCCAACAUCGGAACCCAAGAGGAAGCUUUGUGCCGGCUCUCCACCUUGAGGCUCGCGCAGGAGCAGCUGGAGUAUCCCAUCCCAGUCUUAGGCGUGGCCUACGUCCCCCAGGUCCAAGGGCUGCUCCCUUCGGGUGUGGUCGGCUUCGGCGCCAUCUGCUCGGCUUUGCGCCAGUGCCUGGCAGAUGAGACCCCCACUGCCAAGGAGGCCAAGUUUUUGGAGGCCAAGGUGGCCAGUGUGCUUGGGACGGCUGUGGCUUUCGGCCACCGCAGCCUCGUGCUGGGAGCCUGGGGCUGUGGGGCCUUUGGCAAUCCACCCGCCGCAGUCUCCGGUGCCUUUGCCGCUCAGCUCCAAGUCGAGGCCUUUCGGGGUGCCUUCGAUCGCGUCAUCUUCGCAAUCCCCGACGACGCGCUGCGCCGGGCCUUUGCUGACACCUUUGGGGAGACCUUUGGCGAAGCUUUGGCCAUGCCACCGUAG
Messenger RNA from Symbiodinium sp. CCMP2456, 906 nucleotides. The record is from the annotation of a GenBank genome assembly. Lineage: Eukaryota; Dinophyceae; Suessiales; Symbiodiniaceae.